Molecule: messenger RNA, 408 nt
Organism: Oppiella nova
Lineage: Eukaryota; Metazoa; Arthropoda; Arachnida; Sarcoptiformes; Oppiidae
Source: the annotation of a GenBank genome assembly
CACGCCAAUAUUAUAAUACUCCUGGAUCUUAAUAAAAAACUAUCUCCUGAUGACCGCAAAGACUAUUAUCUCUCAGUUGAUCAACAGAUACAACAAUGGAAAGAGGCUUUGAAAGCAAAUGGAUUGACUGCUCAAGAGUUUGAGAUCGUGGACGAUGUCUGUCACCUAAGCCGUCAAGAGAUCAUAGAUUUGCUACAAUUAUUAGUCUACGACUUCAGACCAUUCUUCGCGAGUGGUGACCAGUUUGAGGCCCAAUGCAAACACAUGUCUGACAUUGUAUUUGAUGCCUAUGUUAACCCGGGUAGGGAUGUGCCUAACCCUAACGCAUGGAAGGAAUUCCUGGCCAAUGAUGCCAUUACUCAAGUGGUCCUAUAUUACAAAACGCUGAGACUUGUUGCCCAUAAAUGA